Zea mays is the source of this 519-nucleotide messenger RNA. RefSeq names its product coatomer subunit beta'-1. Gene Ontology annotation, cellular component: COPI vesicle coat. Lineage: Eukaryota; Viridiplantae; Streptophyta; Magnoliopsida; Poales; Poaceae. Gene Ontology annotation, biological process: intra-Golgi vesicle-mediated transport; retrograde vesicle-mediated transport, Golgi to endoplasmic reticulum; endoplasmic reticulum to Golgi vesicle-mediated transport. The transcript is spliced from 3 exons. Gene Ontology annotation, molecular function: protein binding. Bases 16 to 519 code for a protein of 167 amino acids. The record is from RefSeq and is a predicted model, not a curated record.
CUCCUGGCAAUCAGAAUGAUGCUAAUGUAUAUUUUAAACUUAUUUUCAGUGAGGUCGGCAAAGUUUAUUUCAAGGAAACAAUGGGUUGUAGCUGGUGCAGACGACAUGUUCAUUCGUGUCUACAACUACAAUACCAUGGACAAAGUUAAAGUUUUUGAGGCUCAUACUGAUUACAUCAGAUGUGUUGCGGUCCAUCCAACUCUACCAUAUAUGUUGUCAUCAUCUAAUGACAUGCUAAUAAAACUGUGGGACUGGGAUAAAGGGUGGGUGUGCACUCAAAUAUUUAAGGGACAUUCACACUAUGUGAUGCAGGUUACUUUCAAUCCAAAGGAUAUUAACACCUUUGCAAGUGCAUCCCUUGACCGCACUACAAAGAUAUGGAGUUUGGGUUCUCCAGAUCCAAACUUCACACUUGAUGGGCAUCAAAAGGGUGUCAACUGUGUUGACUACUUCACUGGUGGUGACAGACCCUAUUUGAUUACUGGUUCUGAUGACUCCACCGCAAAGGUCUGGGAUUAA